Colletotrichum fioriniae is the source of this 663-nucleotide messenger RNA. RefSeq lists its product as uncharacterized. The record is from RefSeq and is a predicted model, not a curated record. NCBI's taxonomy places the organism in Eukaryota, Fungi, Ascomycota, Sordariomycetes, Glomerellales, Glomerellaceae.
AUGGACGCGCGCGCGCUCCUCCAAUCGCAAGGAUGGCGCGGAAGCGGCCACUCCCUCCACGCGACAGACGACCGCAUCGGCCUCGCGAAGCCGCUCCUCCUGAACCGCAAAGACAACACAAAAGGUCUGGGCACGAAAGCACACUUCACGAGCGACACGUGGUGGAUGAACGCCUUUGACGAGCAGCUGCAAGGGUUGGAUACCUCGAAACCGGGGCAGGUUACGCAGACGGUGACGGCGGGUCGGCUGAACCAGAUUGAAAAGGUGUCGGGGGGGAAGUGGAUGCUGUAUGCGAGUUUCGUCAAGGGCGGGUUCCUGGAGGGGACGAUUGAGGGGUUGGAGAGGAAGAAGGAGGAGGAGGUGGAGGAGAGGGUUAGGGAGGUUACUGGGGCUGUUGCGCCUCAGAGUUGGGGUACGAGUAUUGAGAACAUGACGACGACGAAAAGAGAGGUGGAUGGGAAGGGGAAGAAGGCGGAGACGAAGGAAGAGAGGAGGGCGAGGAAGGCUGCCAAGGCGGCGAGGAAGACGGCGAGAGAGGCGAGGAGGGUUGAUCGGGCUGCGAAGAAGGUCUUGAAGGAAGAGAAGAGGGCGCGGAGGGAGGUCAAGAAGGUCAAGAGGGAAGCGAGGAAAGCGGAAAAGGCGAAGAAGGGGGUGUCUGGGUGA